Molecule: messenger RNA, 3402 nt
Organism: Saccostrea cuccullata (small rock oyster)
Lineage: Eukaryota; Metazoa; Mollusca; Bivalvia; Ostreida; Ostreidae
Product: WD repeat-containing protein 44-like
Exons: 23
Coding region: 110-3253 (1047 amino acids)
Molecular function (GO): protein binding
Source: RefSeq, a predicted model, not a curated record
UGUAAAAUCCCGAGACCAAUUAUUUACGCGAAUGGAAGUGGGUUGUUAGACUGGUACAUUCCACUAAAUCAGAAUGUUUUUCAUUAUUUACAUAGGUUAUUAACCUAAAAUGUCGUCAGACAGCGAAUUAGAUGAAUUCUACGAUGCAGAGGAUGCGACCCCGAAACCAACUCUUGGCAAGAAUAUUCCCCACACCUCGGCAUCUCAGUCCAGAAACAGCUUAGAGGAACAAGAGAGGAAGCUGCUAGAAUUUAAAAGAAAACAGGAAGAAAGGAGAAGACAGGAAGAUGAGGAAUACAGAAAACUGCUGCUGGAACUGGAGGAAAAAAGAAGGCUGGAAAAGGAACAGGAAGAGGAAAAGAAGCUGCAAGAAGCAGAAAAACGACGGAGGAAGUUAGAGAGCAUGAGACAAAAAAUCUCCAAUGAAAAUAUAAGCACAGAGGUAGACUCAGACUUAGGAGAAGAUGAGUCCGACAAAUCAACUCGAGAUUAUGAUUCGGACUCAUCCAAUGAAGCUCAAGACUCAACCGAGGAUUUCGUAGAUUCCUACAACCCCUCAGAAGUCACCAAGAGAUUAACUUUUAGUGAAAACAUGGACUCUUCUCAUCCAACCAAAGGCAAUGUAGAAAAAGAGAUUCCAGAUCUGGAUGUAGAUGAUAUUUUAUCCGAUUCGGAUGAUAUUGUGGAUAAACUGUUCCAAGACAAUCAGGUUUGUAGUGGCAGCAAUGAGCCUGACAUAGUCCGCAGCACCAGGACACCCCCCAACACUCUGACAUCACUUCCUCCCUCUGUAAUGGACCAAUUAGCCUCAGCUUCCCAGAAUUCCCACUCGCUUUCACUUCCUCCACCAGGCCAGUCUACAGAACCUAGAGCCCCUCCCCGCCGACGCAGGAGGGAACAGGAGCACCCCCCGGAGGAGAUCUCAAGUGAAGCUAGCACACCUGAUUGGGAUAACAGGCAGUCCCUCCCCCUCCCCUCUCAGUCCCCAGACAGUGGGCCCGGGCUGGAUAACUUCCUGGAUAUUAGAGACUGUUUAGGGGGGCGGCGGCACAUCAAAAUGGAGGAUGCUGAGCUGCAUGCAGUGAAUUCCGAUCAGAGUCGUCCAAGAUCUGCAACAGGUAGUAGAUCGAGCUCACUCGGGAGAUCUGAGUCGCGCUCAAAAUCAGGGUCAGGAGGUCAAAGGCAAUCAAUGAGUGCACCCAUACAAGGCAGAAAAACAGCUUCUCUGGGCAGAGCAGAUGGAAGAACUGGUACUCAGUGGAGAAAUGAAAGUAAAUCUACAUCAGGGUCACUGGGACAAAGUGAAAGUAAAUCAGGAUCUAGUUCAUUAGGGCGAAGUGAAAGUAAAUCCCACAAGGGUGAAGAGGGACAGUAUCAAAGUAAGAAAUCUUCUAGUCUGCCUCGAAAAAGUUCCAAUGUUUCCAGGAAGUCAGUAGAAAGGGAACGAAGGAAAUCUGGAGAUCGGGACAAGAAAUCGUCUAAAGAAUCGUCGCGUUGUUCAUCGCCUAACACAGAGGAGCCCGAGGAACAACAGCCUACAGCUCCAAGGCCACGCUCAAACUCAGGAAGGACAUUAACUGAUGAGGAAAUCCUGGAGGGGGUGUUGGUGCUAAAUCUGGACACAGGAGAGAAGGUCCCCCUGAGUAUAGCAGAGGAUAAAAUUCCUAAGUGUAUCAACCCCCUCACUCUACACAUCAUGAAACUCACCAAGGAAAUGGACGGAUUACAAAAGCCCCGCUAUGGUUUGUAUUGGAUACCAAGGCAAGGUAAGGAUUUACAUGAUGAGGGGGCCCAUGGAGGGGAGGACAGCAAAUCUCUGGAGGAGGAGACAGGUGUCAGGAAGAAGGGACUAAAGCUGAAGAAAUUCCUAGAGAAGAAAAUGAAGAAAAAUGUAGACAAACUCAAAACUGCUGCAGACCAGGUGAUACAUGGAGAUGAGACAGGUGUAGAAGAAGAAGUUAAUGUGGACGGGAAAAUCUUCAAGCUGAAAGCUCAUCAUAAAGGCACUAAGGAAUUUAACCAGCUCAAGAUGUUACAGGAUAUGAGUGGGGUCCACACGGAAGUGGAUGAUGACCUUGACCGUACUAUGACUGAAGCAGGUGCUGUGUGGACUAUGAAGUUUUCACCGUGCGGUAAGCUCCUCGCGACGGGAGGACAAGACAACAUGCUGAGGAUCUGGGUCCUCAAGGCCGCCUACCCUCACUUUGAUGACAUGAGGACAAAGUACGCUGAUGUUCGGGUGUCUCCAACUCCUUCACAUGAAAGUCUCAACUCCAUUGUGUCAGAAAAUUCUGUGGGAGAUUUCCUUACACAGGCCCAGAUGACAUCAGAUGAGGAUAAGGACGCCCCUUUUAUGUCCCGCCCCCUGUGUGUUUACCGGGGUCACAUAUCAGAUGUACUAGAUGUCUCUUGGUCUAAAAAUUACUUCAUCUUGUCCUCCUCAAUGGAUAAAACCGUGCGACUGUGGCACAUUUCUCGGAGAGAGUGUCUGUGUAUAUUCCAGCAUAUAGACUUUGUCACCGCUAUAGUGUUCCAUCCAAAGGAUGAUAGGUACUUUUUAAGUGGUUCAUUAGACGGUAAGUUAAGACUGUGGAACAUUCCUGAGAAAAAAGUUACAAUGUGGAACGAGGUCUCCAGUCUAAUAACGACAGCCAACUUCUGCCACAAUGGAAAGUUUGCUGUCGCCGGAACUUACGAUGGAAAAUGUAUAUUCUACACCACAGAGCAAUUAAAAUACUACACUCAGAUCCAUGUAAGGUCAACAAGAGGUAAAAAUGCCAAAGGAAGCAAAAUCACGGGUGUGGAACCGCUACCUGGGGAAGAUAAGAUAUUGGUGACUUCUAAUGACUCCAGGAUAAGAUUAUAUGAUCUACGAGAUUUGACCUUGACCUGUAAAUACAAGGGUUGCACUAAUAACAGUAGUCAGAUCAAGGCCAGUUUUAGUCCCAAGUCUAAGUACCUGAUCUGUGGUUCUGAGGACCACUUUGUGUACAUCUGGAAGACGCAGCACGAGUUCUAUAAAUUCUCAUCGGCCAGGAGAGAUCGCAAUGAUUACUGGGAGGCUAUUAAAGUUCACAAUGCCACAGUCACUGCUGCUGUGUUUGCCCCCAACCCUUCCCUGUUUGUCCGCUCCAAGAAACAGGAACCCAACCCCAGCAAAGAGACAGAGGAGACCCCCAGACAGGUGAUUGUCGCCGCAGACUUCACAGGGGCCAUAAAAGUCGUACUUAACCUCGGACCCAAACCAACAUAGACUGACCGCCACGGACUUCAUGGGGGCCAUAAAAGUCGUACUUAAUCUCGGACCUAAACCAACAUAGGCUGAUGGUUAUACAUUUCUUACAAAGUAUGGUGGAAUUGCUAAUUGCACAAGGAACUCCCAGUUUAUGGGAAAGUAACAUG